AGGGCUUUACCGCAGUAUCACUAGAUUUCUGCACCACUCAUCAAAACUCUGCGGCAUGCGGACAAGAGCUGGGGGAGGGCAGUUACUGGGUCUUCACUGGGUGUAGGACCGCUACCUCUUACUGCUACUGUACACUUCUGCAGUUAUCAUACAGGCCACAGUGCUGGUUCUACUUUAAUUCCCAUUCAUCUGCGCGUCAAUUACCUCUCUUCUGCUCAUAGCUGCGGAGGUACAGUAUCUCUCUCUCUCUCUCUCUCUCUCUCUCUCUCCCUCUCUCACUCACUCGCUCAUCCUCCCUCUCUCCCUCUCUCUCUUUCUCUCUGCUGUCUGGCUCUCAUUGCAUUAGGGCGCGUUCAUUAGAGGUUUAGGGUCCGAACUUCAUUGUAUGAGAAAAUGGCAAAGGAUGGAGAAAAAAGCGAGUGGAAGGAGUUUAUAUGGAACCCGAGGACGAGGGAGUUUCUUGGCAGGACGGCGAGCAGCUGGGGUCUUAUUCUUCUCUUCUAUGUAGUUUUCUACAUCUUCCUGGCUGGCAUGUUUGCACUCACCAUGUACGUCAUGCUGCAGACCUUGGAUGACCACAAACCAACGUGGCAAGACAGGCUCUCCACACCAGGCAUGGUGAUUAGACCCAAAGCAGAUGAGACCUUUGAGAUUGUCUAUAACAUCCAUAACACUGAGAGCUGGGACAUGUACGCUCAGGCCCUGGACAAGUUCCUGUCACCCUACAACAACUCCGUCCAGGCCCAGAAAAAUGACGAGUGCACCCCAGACCAGUACUUCGUGCAGGAGGACAGUGGCGAUGUGAAGAACAACCCGAAGCGCUCCUGUCAGUUCAACCGCACAAUUCUGGAGGACUGCUCUGGAAUGAAUGACCGUUACUAUGGAUACGAGUCGGGCAAACCAUGCAUCAUCAUCAAGCUGAAUCGGGUGAUUGGGAUGCUGCCAGGAAAGGAUGGACAGGCUCCGUAUGUCACCUGUGGUGCAAAGAGAGAAGACACUGAAAAAAUUGGAGAGCUGCUGUACUUCCCUCCAAAUGGCACUUUCAACCUUAUGUACUACCCUUACUAUGGCAAGAAAGCUCAGGUGAACUACUCUCAGCCUUUGGUUGCCGUCAAGUUCCUUAACAUUACUGCCAAUCAAGAUGUCAACAUCGAGUGCAAGAUCAACGCCAACAACAUUCCCAUCGGAAGUGAAAGAGACAAGUUUGCUGGAAGAGUGUCUUUCAAGCUGAGGAUCAACACUAAUAACUAGGUUGACCUUUUUCCUCUCCUGAAAACUACUGUCUUCAUUCUCUGCAACACUGCACAUACACAGAAAAAAAUCUCAGUAUUCACACCCUUUUUAGGAUUUGUUUACAACCCCCCCCCCCCAAAUUUUGGGCUAGUCUAGUCAUGUGAAGAGGUGAGGCGAGAAUAAAAGGGUGGUAAUCCUGUCAUUAUUUCUGUUUGUGAGCUUUGGGAAGAAUUAUUUUCUGUAAAUUAGUUUGAGAUGACGUCUAUUUAUACUGCAUGACAAACUAGGGGAUGUAAAGGAUGUGAAGGAUGUGUUUUCAAAGUUUGCAAGGAUCAGCAACAUUAUCACUUUAUUGCUGCUCCCCUCCUGCUGCCUCCUUAUAGAGUAUCCCUCUAUAUAUGAAUAUACACAAGUUACAAUCCAAAAUGUGUAUAUCUACAGUAUUUAUACGGUAUCAUAACCUUAUAUCAGUACGUCUAUUUUGUUGCACUUAAAAGAAUAAUCCAACAGACUCGCAUAUAUCUUGAUGGAUGGAUGCAGAGAUGAAGCCAUUUUGCAUGUGUGUAUUGUCUUUAGUGUGCUAUGAGGGCAGGAGGCCCCUGUGUCCCACCUCUCUACUAAGUGUGAAAUAAGGUUAUAUGUAAGCCACUGACCACCAGGGGGGACCACACUGUAGUCUACUAAACCUCACGCACAGCAAGUGUGUGUUUCUACAACAACAUACAGUUACGAUAGGCAUCUCCAAAGUUACAGUAGAGGUCAAAACCUUUAAGAGUGUGUGUGCGUGUGUGUGUGUGUGUGUGUGUGUGUGUGUGUGUGUGUGUGUGUGUGUGUGUGUUUGCGUGUGUUCCACUCACAUUAAUUUCAUACUGUAGGUCGGGAAGUUGCAUGCAAUGUGCAAUAUUCAUUAAGUGGCGUACACUAUGAAUGCUUGAGUCCAUUCUUUAGAUGAAGACUUCCAUUAAAUAAUUAUUUGGGGGUCAUUUGAUAUUCACAUUGGUUGUUUGACCUGAGAGCAAUUUAUAAAGCAAAUGUGAUUCACAUUUGGGAUGCCAAAUUAAUUAUGAUAGGAGGCAGUACAUCAGUCGUGUCUCAGAUGUCUUACCUCACAGUAAGUUGACAAAAACAUGAUUUCUUUGGCCCCAAAACUCAGUCAGUUAGCUCAAACAACCACCUGAAUGUCAAAUGAAAACAGCAAGAAGGAUCCUCCCGCUGCGCAAUGACGUUACACUCUCUGUCACUGUGUCCUAAAGUUAAACCAACAGCCAUUUUCUAGUGUCUCAGUUAACAUGAAUAUUUAGAGGGUUUUUUUGCGUGUGUUGCAUCUAUUUCAUAUAUCAGGAAUAGAUGCCUUUGUCAUAUUUUGUAUUGAUUUGCACUGGAAGUGUGCUUUUUUCUUUUUUUGUGAAACUGAAUUAAUUAAUGUACAUUUUUGGAGGAAUGGGAUCUAGAAAUGUUGUGUUUGCUCCCUUUGUUUCAUUCAUACUCAUUAUCAUCCUCUAAAAUAUUCAUCCAGGAUAUCAAAAUGUAUAGUUUCCAUAUUCUUUUUAAGGUGACAAUAGUCUUGAAUAUGAGUUGUUAGUGCGUCAGAGCUUUGUUUUAUGGGUCUGUAGGAAAUGAUCAGAAAUGGAGAUUUGUUUCCUUGACCACCUAGAAGGAUAUUUAUUUUUCAUUUAAUUUGUUUUUUGUUGUCAUGUUCUCCACUGUUUUUAAUCAGUCUGAAGGCAAAGCCAUCCUUUUAACUAGAUAACCAGUUUGAACAACCAACCUCAUGAAAAAAAAAAAGUCAUAGAUUAGGCCUGAAUUUGGUGCUGGAGCUGUUUACUUAACGUGCAUUCAUUGUGCAGUGCAGGCACACAAAAUUGUAAGAAACACCUGCAAAUAUUGGCUAGAGAAAUCAGUGGAGUCACACUUUUAAACUCAGGCACAUUAUUUUGGCUCGGCCACAAACUUGUACCAAUGCGACUGUGAUUCUGCCAUGUCAUCGCAGCAAAUGUGGAACACAAGCAUCUGUUCACUCACAUUAAGGUCUGGCUCGACUCCACCACUCAAUUUCUCUCAGAGCAGCGUGUUUCUCAGUAUGCUCGCAAAUGCAUCCCAGUGGUCUAAAUAGGAACUCAUUAUCUGAUCCAGACUUGACAAAGAAUGAAAGAAAGACAAUUACAUCUAAUGUGAUUGUCAUCUCAUUCAUGAUGAAGGAUGUGCUCUAACAGUCACUUUUCUCUUUGCUUUUUGAGACAGUCCACUGACCAAUUCACAUGCAUUUCUCCUCUGGGACUCCUGCAACACUUACUUAAUUUCACUGUAAUCUCUUAAUCUGGUCGGCUAAUCCAGAACAAGCACGCUGAACUUCUUUACCCUACUUUGUCGCUCCUCCUCCUCCUUGUGUUGAACGCCUGAUUCACUCUCAACGUCCUCAAAACGGAUAAAGCAACAUUUCUUAACUCCUCAUUUAAUUUCCCCCCCAACGCAUUCAAGCCUAUUUUACCCUAAUCACUAAUAAAUUAAUUGAAGUCCUUUUAAAUCACAAUGCAGCUAAAUAAAAUGUGCUUCAUCAUUUAAUUGGACAUUCUUGUUUCACUCAUGUGCAUGUGAAGAUUAGUUCUUCAACCAAAGAUCUUCAUGACAGUUUAAAUUUUAUUUAUUUGUGCUGCACUGACACAUCCUCAGCAUCAGAUCCGAGUAAGGAUCUCAUGCAGGUGGAGGGCUGAACACCCUGUGUUAUUAAAAGGCCUACUCUUAUAUAAUACGCACAAAAGGAACAUGUUUCACUACAACAUAACAGUGCCUCCUGGUGGACAGACUGUGUUGUUCCCCCAGUGUCACAGAAUGUUUUUUCCUAUUAUCUCCAUUUAUCUUCUUUUUUUCUGUGAUAAUUUGGAGAUGUCCUCAAAAAGCAAUAUAUUUAUUUCUUCUGUGGCUGUAUGAUAUAUUUAUUGGAAAGGCUGUAACAAAAUCAGUGCAACAUGUUAUCAUCAAGAGCAAGGAAGAAAACGGAAAGAUAUUGAUAAUGCAUUACGGCAGUUUUGCUAGUGGGCAUUAUCACGAUGGAAGAGUAUAAAAAGUGGUGUUUUGUUUAUAAAAGAGUAUUUUUAUUGCUAUUUUGUUGUAAAGAGGAAAGAAAUGUAUAAGCUUGGAUUGUAUUUUGUCAUGGGAGCUACCUGGUAGGUUUUCAUCAUUUCAUUCAACGAAUGGCAACAUGUUAACAACUUGGUUGGAGAAGUUUUUGUUUUUUAUGUAGAAACAUUGUUUUGUCAUUGUUUGAGUCCUUUCUACUUUCUUAAAUUGAGCUCUGAAGCUUGCACUGAAUGUUUUCUGAACACUGGGGUCUAUUGUAUCCGAAUUAAGUUAUUAAAAGUACGGCGAAUACGUCAGAAUGAGCUGUGCUUUCAGAGAACUUUCAAGUGUAAAACCUUCAGAAAUUCUUCAGGACAAAAACACAACAGGGCCCGACACAAAUGUCAGAGAGAGUCAACUAUUCAUGUUUCAAAUAAGGAAUCAUUUCAAGAAUCCUCAUUACCCCCACCUAACCCCCUUGUCUUAAAUUGUAUUAUUGCCUAAGACUGUGGUGCAAGGAUAGUUCAAGAAAGAAAUCCAUGGAAUUUGUUGUUGAGAUACUCUCGCCCCAAAAGGAUGAUAAUUCUAUUCUGGAUCUUUAUUUUAUGCUCUUACUGUAUGUAUAUUUUUGCUCAUGUUUACUGCAAACCAAGAUAGAUAAAUAAAUAAAUGUCAUUUAAGGGAA
Messenger RNA from Dicentrarchus labrax (European seabass), 4975 nucleotides. It is a transcript of the gene atp1b2b, whose product is annotated as ATPase Na+/K+ transporting subunit beta 2b. The transcript has 7 exons. Bases 394 to 1251 code for a protein of 285 amino acids. The record is from RefSeq and is a predicted model, not a curated record. Gene Ontology annotation, biological process: intracellular potassium ion homeostasis; intracellular sodium ion homeostasis; sodium ion export across plasma membrane. Lineage: Eukaryota; Metazoa; Chordata; Actinopteri; Moronidae. Gene Ontology annotation, cellular component: sodium:potassium-exchanging ATPase complex. Gene Ontology annotation, molecular function: ATPase activator activity.